AUGAGCAAAGAAGAGAAGAGGUGUCCACUUUGUGCAGAUGAGAUGGAUUGGACGGAUCAGCAACUGAAGCCUUGCAAAUGUGGUUAUCAGGUGUGUGUUUGGUGUUGGCAUCACAUCAUAGACAUGGCAGAAAAAGAAGAGACUGAGGGACGAUGUCCUGCAUGCCGGACAAUUUAUGAGAAGGAAAAAAUUGUGGGAAUGCAAGCAAAUUGUGAAAGGGUGGGGAAUAAAAAUGCUAGUCGGAAAACCAAGCCACCUAAGGCCAAGCCAAAGAUUAAUGAAGUCAAGAAGGAUCUUACAAAUGUUAGAGUGAUUCAGCGGAAAAUGGCUUAUGUGAUUGGUCUACCUCUUAGUCUUGCUGAUGAAGAUCUAUUACUGCAGAAGGAGUAUUUUGGCCAGUAUGGAACAAUUACUAAAGUCUCUCUCUCGCGGAAUGCUAGUGGGGCCAUUCAGCAAUUUAUCAAUGACACUUGUAGCGUAUACAUAACAUAUUCAAAAGAGGAGGAGGCCUUGAUGUGUAUUCAAUCAGUACAUGGUUUUGUCCUUGAAGGUAGGGAUUUGAGAGCAUCCUUUGGUACUGCAAAAUAUUGUCAUGCUUGGCUGAAAAACAUGCCUUGCAAUAAUCCUUCGUGUCUGUAUUUGCAUAGUAUUGGGGACGAAAAAGAUAGUUUUGGAAAAGAUGAGAUUGCUGCAGUCCAUACAAGGAGUAGAGUCCAACAAAUUGUUGGUGCUGCAAAUAGUCAGCUAAGGCGCUCUGGUAGUGUGUUGCUAUCUCCUGUGGACUGUAAUAGUAGCAGUGCUUUUACAGAUGCUCCUAUAUGCAGAAGUGCCAUGAUUGAUGAAGCUCAUGGUUCUGUAAAUAGGAAUGGUGACAUGACAUGCACAGUUCCUUAUAAGUACAAUGAUGGUGUUCCAGCACCCAACAAAAUGACAACUUAUGUAGAUAUUGUUGGACAGUCUAAUUUUUCUUGUCCAGUAAAAGAUGAAACUAUUCCUGAAGAUGGGAACUUAUGCUCCAAAUUAUCUUUAGUAACAAUAAAUGGAGAUGUACAUUCGGGGAUUCCAUAUUCUGUUGCUAAGACAUCCAAAGUUUCAUCAUCUAAUCAUCUGGGCAUUGAAUUGUGCUGGGAGGAACAGUAUAAAGAUAUUCCAGAUGAACCAUUUACAGAAGGUUCACAGUCGUAUGAUUAUCAAGGAUCAAAGGAUUCCUGUGCUUCAAGUCAGAGGGAUUGUUUUCUUCAACAACCUUGUCCUGCAAGCAUUUCAGAGGAAUUGGGCAUUCCUACUUCGUUGCAUAAGAAGUCUCAAAUUUUAAGUGAACUCAGUGCAGAUCAUACUGUUGUUAAUAAUUAUGAGGAUGAUGCUUCUUUACCAUUUAGAUGUGUAAAUUCGGUAUUGAAUGAUGGAUGUCAUGAGAUGAAGUUCCAAAAUUUUGCCAAAUCAGAUAGAAUUUAUAGAAAUUCUAGCUCAUUUUCCAAUGAAGAAAUAGUAGAGCACUUGCGAAGAAUUGAUGAUAAUAGCCUGACCAAUAAUGAGAAAAGUUCUGCUUUAGAUGCCGUGGAGAGCAGUAUAAUAUUAAAUAUUAUGGAAAUGGGUUUUGAUUCUUUUGAUGAUUCAAUGACAUUACCUAAUGGUUCAUCUGAGUUGCUUGAUGAAACUGAUGAUCUGCUUGGUUCUUCCUGGGAUUCCAUUAAUGGUAACCAGUCAGGGUUCUCAUUUCUGGAACAGGGAAAUCAAGUGGCUGGAUAUGUCCUUACCGAUUUUAGGGAUAGAAGGGAGCAGUACUUGUGCAAGCCCCAGUAUCGAGCAACUAGGCCUCGAAGUUUGGCUCUGCCUGGGUUUUCAGUGCCCUACAGAGAUCCACCUCCUGGGUUUUCUUCAUGUGAGAGAAUGGGCUCCUUGCCCUGUGCCUCACCUGGAAGUUGUUUUGUUAAUGCGUCCCAUACUUUGCUUCAAAUGCCUUCAGCGGGAUCUAGCAGUGGUGCUGGUGAUGUUAAUUCCAUUGAUUCUGCCUUACUAAGCAGUAGUAAAGGUAAACCAGCUAACGGGCUGAAAAACUCAGGCUUGGAAAUGAGGCUUGCUCGUACUCUACAGCUGAGUAAGGACGAUGCCUUUUGGUUUCUGAUGCAACAACCAGCAUCAGCAAAUCAAUCCUCAAAUAUUUCUCAUAGGUUUACACCCCAAACUCCAUAUGCCCAGCAAGAAAUGAGUUAUUCUUCUUGUAUGGAGAUUGGACUAUCUACUCUAGAUGAUAUACACGGCUUGCCUUCAAGGAUAGUGGAUCAACAUCAAAGCCACAAUCCAUCUUCCUUCAGCCAACUGUCACGGCAGAAAUAUUCAAAUGGGCACAGCUUAAAUACUAAUGGCUACCUUCAGAGUUUGGAUGAGGUUCGACGUAGGAAUGCAGUGGACAUGAUAGAACUCCAGAGAAACAAGAGAUUAGGAGUCAGCAAGUACUUUCUUGGGUACGAGGAUUUAAGUUUCAGCCCAGAUGAUUUAUACUCCAGAGUAUUUGGGAUGUAA
Messenger RNA from Fraxinus pennsylvanica, 2523 nucleotides. NCBI's taxonomy places the organism in Eukaryota, Viridiplantae, Streptophyta, Magnoliopsida, Lamiales, Oleaceae. The record is from the annotation of a GenBank genome assembly.